This is a messenger RNA of Onychostoma macrolepis, 1401 nucleotides long. RefSeq names its product BCL2 like 10 (gene bcl2l10). The transcript is spliced from 3 exons. NCBI's taxonomy places the organism in Eukaryota, Metazoa, Chordata, Actinopteri, Cypriniformes, Cyprinidae. Gene Ontology annotation, molecular function: protein heterodimerization activity; protein homodimerization activity. The record is from RefSeq and is a predicted model, not a curated record. Gene Ontology annotation, cellular component: mitochondrial outer membrane. Gene Ontology annotation, biological process: extrinsic apoptotic signaling pathway in absence of ligand; intrinsic apoptotic signaling pathway in response to DNA damage; regulation of apoptotic process. Bases 68 to 664 code for a protein of 198 amino acids.
UGAAGUGAAGGGGCGUGUUUCAAUUGAUAAAGCUUGUGCAAUAGGGUGGAGUGACGGAGCGUCUCCUAUGAGAUCUGACUGCUGUUUGCGUAACUGUCGGUGGAGAGCGCAGUCUGACAUCGCUGGGAGGAAAAUGUCCUGUUGGUUGAGGGAACAGACUUUGUUGCUGGCAGAAGAUUACAUCAGCUUCUGCAGCGGGAUCCAACAGACGCCUCCCAGCGAGUCAGCAGAGGCCAUGAGAUACCUGGCCAAAGAAAUGGAGCAGCAGCACAGAACCAAAUUCCGAUCCCUCUCCCAGGAGUUCCUGGACACCUGCGGAUCAGAUCCCAGCAAGUGUCUGCAGAGCGUCAUGAGGGAACUGGUGGGAGAUGGGAAACUGAACUGGGGGAGGGUGGUCUCCAUCUUUACUUUCACUGGAGUGCUGGCCAGUGAGCUCCUGUCCAGAGGAGAGAAUUCCGAGUGCUCCCAGAGACUGGCCGAGACCAUCGCUGACUACCUUGGAGGAGAAAAACAGGACUGGCUGCUGGAAAACGGAGGCUGGGAGGGUUUCUGCAGGUUUUUCCACAACGCAAGACAGCUGAACCAAGAGUCCUCGAUGAAGACAGCACUGUUUGCAGCAGCAGGAGUUGGUUUAGCUGGUCUAACCUUUCUCUUAGUACGCUAAUGAUUUUAGGUUUUCUCACUCUCUCUCUUUCACACACAACACACCUGCUUUCUGUUUUCUGUCAUAUGGCUAUAAGUCAAAACAGUUCUGGUCUUCAGGUUUUUUGCACAUUUCUUUCCAUGUCCACGCCUGUAAUUACAGCAAACAGCCAUUCAUGUUGAUUGUACACUCUUAACAUGGCCUUCAGGAGAAAAGGAUGGAAGUUCUAAUUCUUUGCAUAUCUAACAUGGUGCUUUUUAUUUUAUAGUUGCUUUUGUCACUUGUUCCUGUGUAAAUCAUGUUAGUUUAGAUAGUAUUUACAGUUUGUGAAAAUGACACCAGUUUAUUGUUUGUAAAGUUUCUUUCAGUUUGAAAACAAGAUGCCCACCGAUCACAGUUGUGUCAGAAACCACUGUAACGCAUUACAGACAAAAUGCAUAUAUUUUGUAAUGACAGAGCAAUUCUCUUUGUUAGACCACUUUUUGCCUUAGCUAGUGGUUUACAUAUGAUCAUUUACACCUUUGUGAUGUCUCUCAGUUUCAUUCUGGAAGUCAUUUGUUUUAAAGGUGCUAGCUUGUUUGGUUCCAAACAAAUCUCUGUAAUAUUUUGCCCAGUGUAAGUUUACGUUGUAAAUUUAUUUAUUUACCUCUUAAGAACAAAUUAUUACUAUUUAGGCAAUUCCCAACAAUUGACAAAACAUUAUAUUUUUGCAUUUUUAUUUAUUAACUUCUUAAUAAAAUAAUUUUACUGUGAAACAA